AGUUAGGUUAGGUUAGGCAUAUUGUGGGAGGCAUCAGCGUGAGAUGAGCGACGCGUCUUCAGCGACCGUGAGAAUCGAGUAUCAUUCAAGAUGAUGCGAUUUGACGAAGAGGAAACGUUGAAAGAUAAAUCCCGAUGCGCGAACGUUCGCGCUGAUCUCAAAAUGUGUUUGCUUCAAAGUGAUUGUUGUAAAAUCUACAAACGCACCCCCAAAGAAUGCCUUAAAUCACAGGAUAGCACAGUUCCCAAUGAAUGUUUUGCUUUACAGAGAACGUUCUUUGAAUGUAAACAUUCUAUAAUUGAUGGUAGGCGGCGAUUUAGAGGUCCUAGGGGAUAUUAAAUGUUGAAAUAAAUAUUAUAUGUAUAUAUGACAUAAUUA
Mycetomoellerius zeteki is the source of this 378-nucleotide messenger RNA. Its product is annotated as cytochrome c oxidase assembly factor 5. NCBI's taxonomy places the organism in Eukaryota, Metazoa, Arthropoda, Insecta, Hymenoptera, Formicidae. The record is from RefSeq and is a predicted model, not a curated record. Gene Ontology annotation, cellular component: mitochondrion. The coding region runs from base 91 to 339 and encodes 82 amino acids. The transcript has 3 exons. Gene Ontology annotation, biological process: mitochondrial respiratory chain complex IV assembly.